This is a messenger RNA of Harpegnathos saltator (Jerdon's jumping ant), 1662 nucleotides long. RefSeq names its product Gustatory receptor 43a. Lineage: Eukaryota; Metazoa; Arthropoda; Insecta; Hymenoptera; Formicidae. The transcript is spliced from 8 exons. Gene Ontology annotation, biological process: male courtship behavior; sensory perception of taste; chemosensory behavior. Bases 11 to 1582 code for a protein of 523 amino acids. The record is from RefSeq and is a predicted model, not a curated record. Gene Ontology annotation, cellular component: neuronal cell body; membrane; axon.
GACUUGUCCGAUGCAGCUCGCGGAUUAUUUCGCAAGUGCGCCUGCGAAUGACAUCGAGACCGCCUUUAUGCCCGGGAAAACGCACGUCCGCUGGAAUGAUUUCGAUAAGCGGGAAGGGACCAACAGGAUGAACAAGAAGCCCUCGAACGUGGACGAGCACGACGUGAAAUCCGAGGGGCCGGGUAACAGGUCGGUAAACAGCGAUCUAUAUCAAGCGGUGUUCCCGAUCUAUCAUCUCAGCAAACUGUCCGGUGUAUUUCCGAUGAGAUUCGUCCGACAGCCAUCAAGCGGCAGAUAUCAAGGGCGACUGAGCACCAUCGACAGCAUUUACAGCAUAAGCCUGCUGUCGUUGUUGAUCGGAGCCGAGAUCUGGGGCUUUUGGCGCGACUUGAGGGAUGGAUGGGAGUUCAGCACCCGGCUGAAGUCGCAAAACGCGGUGAUCGUCACCUGCAGCGACGUGCUGGGUGUGAUGGGUCUCACGGCGGCCUCCGUCGUCAGUUCGAUCCUGCAAUGGAAGUACGUGCAAGUCAUUAUCGAUAAACUGAUCGAUUGCGACGAGAGGAUGGGCAUCGUCUCGCCGAGGAAGACCCGGCGGUACACGAUCCUGCUGACGCUGAGCAGCCUCUCGUACUCCAUCCUCAUCUCCUGCCUCGACAUCUACACGUGGAGCCAGGUGAAGCUGGACAAGAAGAUGGACGACAAGGGUCCGAUCAACUACCUCCCCUUGUACUGCAUGUACAUAGUCAUUGUCAUGAUGGAGGUGCAAUACGCAGUCGCCACGCACAACGUGGGCCAGAGGUUCUCCAGACUCAACAAGAGCCUCGAAAACAUCCUCAAGAACAGCAUGAUCACAAACCAAUUCCGGAAGGAUCUCGGAUUAGCCGGUGACUUUCGGGAUCAAGGACAACUCGCUGCGUACCUCCGGCAGGAUCUGGCAAACGCUCGAAUGUUUCGGAAAUCGAAGAUCAUCGACUUCUCCGUGGCGAACGAUGGCAAAGGUCCCACAGACAUAUCCCAAUUGGUGACGGUGCACGCGUCCUUGUGUGACAUAGUGACGUACAUAAACGCCGCUUACGGCGUGGUCAUACUCGUGGUUACGAUCACCUGCCUGAUACACCUGAUCAUCACACCGUACUUUCUGAUCAUGGAGGCCGACGGCAAGCGGCAGCCGCUGUUCCUCGUGGUGCAGGCGAUGUGGUGCAUCUUUCACAUCUGGAGGCUGCUGAUCUUCGUGCAACCCACGUAUGCCGCUACGAUGGAGGGAAAGAAGACGGCGAUUUUGGUGAGUCAACUGCUGUCCACGAGUCACGAUAAAGAGAGCAGGACGCAGUUGGAAAUCUUUUCGCUUCAACUUCUACACCGCCCCUUAGAGUUCUCAGCGUGUGGGCUUUUCACUCUGGAUCGAGGCCUCGUGACCUCGAUUGCCGGCGCCGUCACGACAUAUCUCGUGAUACUGAUACAAUUUCAAAAGGACGACGACUCGAAGGGCAAUUUCGAUAACAUUCUGAAGAACGCUACGCUGAUACUGAGGAACGCGUCGACGUUUCACAACAGCACUGCGGGAAAAUUAAAUGUCAAUUAGAACAACACGCCGUGACUCUCUUUGUCGUUUCCGUUUCGGCUCUCGCGACUCUGCAAUAAAACUUUUUAAGAGUUCGUGCA